CCCAGUCAGCACACAUUCUGGUAGACCAGUCAGCACACAUUCUGGUAGACCAGUCAGCACACAUUCUAAUAGCCCAGUCAGUACACAUUCUAAUAGCCCAGUCAGCACACAUUCUAAUAGCCCAGUCAGCACACAUUCUGGUAGACCAGUCAGCACACAUUCUGGUAGACCAGUCAGCACACAUUCUAAUAGCCCAGUCAGCACACAUUCUAAUAGCCCAGUCAGCACACAUUCUGGUAGACCAGUCAGCACACAUUCUAAUAGCCCAGUCAGCACACAUUCUGGUAGACCAGUCAGCACACAUUCUGGUAGACCAGUCAGCACACAUUCUAAUAGCCCAGUCAGCACACAUUCUAAUAGCCCAGUCAGCACACAUUCUGGUAGACCAGUCAGCACACAUUCUGGUAGACCAGUCAGGACACAUUCUGGUAGACCAGUCAGCACACAUUCUGGUAGACCAGUCAGCACACAUUCUGGUAGACCAGUCAGCAAACAUUCUAAUAGCCCAGUCAGCACACAUUCUGGUAGACCAGUCAGCACACAUUCUGGUAGACCAGUCAGCAUACAUUCUGGUAGCCCGGUCAGCACACAUUCUAAUAGCCCAGUCAGUACACAUUCUAAAAGCCAUGUCAGCACACAUUCUAAUAGUCCAGUCAGUACACAAUCUAAAAGCCCAGUCAGCACACAUUCUAAUAGUCCAGUCAGUACACAAUCUAAAGGCCCAGUCAGCACACAUUCUAAUAGCCCAGUCGGCACACAUUCUGGUAGCCCAGUCAGCACACAUUCUAAAAGCCAUGUCAGCCCACAUUAUAAUAGCCCAGUCAGCACACAUUCUAAUAGCCCAGUCAGCACACAUUCUAAUAGCCCAGUCAGCACACAUUUAAAUAGCCCAGACAGCACACAUUCUAAUAGCCCAGUCAGCACACAUUCUAAAAGCCCAGUCAGCACACAUUCUAAUAUCCCAGUCAGAACACAUUCUUAUACUCCAGUCAGCACACAUUCUAAUAGCCCAGUCAGCACACAUUCUG
Candidula unifasciata is the source of this 1028-nucleotide messenger RNA. The record is from the annotation of a GenBank genome assembly. NCBI's taxonomy places the organism in Eukaryota, Metazoa, Mollusca, Gastropoda, Stylommatophora, Geomitridae.